UAUUUCAAAUCCACUUAUGUAAUACUGGUACAGCUGGAAGCUUGAGUCACAGCAGCUGGGCGCUCACUAACUUUGCAGCGUGUGCUGUCACUGUCAGUGAGCUGACAGUUGUUGUUAUGAUUACUGCGCACGCCCCUGGAACCAUGGCCGCUGCCCGUUUAAGAGAGUCCUGCGCAGCAGCGCGUCGCGGCACUCUCUCCACGGGAGAGAAAACACUCAAAUCUGGAGCACCACACAAAACUACCAGCUCCAAUUGUCAUUUGUUAGCAACAAAGAUGACAGCGACCAUUAUCCCACCUUUCUUUGAACGCAGAGAAGUCUCCAACGAGGUGUGGAGGAGUUCCUGUAAGCUGCACGUCUCUGAAACUCUUUGAACGACACGCAGCUUGUGUGGAGCAGCUAACUUUGAUCCGUGCUGUGUUCUCUGCUGCUGGCUAACGUGUACAUGUUGACGAACAAUAAGAUGUUGAACUACAGCAACAGCCACAGUCUUGGUGAAGCUCAGUUGACGCCUGUCACAUAUUCCAGUACCACCUCCUUUUCCGGUGCCCCCACUGUGCUGGACAGGAAGUUGGUGGGGGCCCCCUCUGCAGGAGGCCUGUUUCAGCGGAGUCACUCAGUCAGCCUCCCCGCUGCAAAGUUCAGUCAGUUUGAUAACAGCCUUAAAACCGACCCCUGUGUCAUGAUGGGCAGUAGCAACAAGGAGAACCGUUACUGUGAGCACUCCUACUCAGAGCUGGGGGACCAGCUGGGCUCCGGUGGUCAGGUGUGUGUGGGUGGAAGCAGCCAAGUCAACUCCAGCCGCUAUAAGACAGAGCUGUGCAGGCCCUUUGAAGAGAAUGGCACCUGUAAGUACGGUGAUAAGUGCCAGUUCGCCCACGGUAUGCAAGAGUUGCGCAGCCUGAACCGCCACCCCAAAUACAAGACGGAGCUGUGCCGCACCUUCCACAGCUCCGGGUACUGUCCGUACGGCCCCCGCUGCAACUUCAUCCACAACGCAGAGGAGCGCCGCGGGCCGCCUCCCCUCUCAUUCUUGAACAAGAUGGACAGCCCUCGGUUGAAGCAAAACAUCAGCUUCACAGGCUUCCCCAGCUGUGGUGGCCUGCAGGACAGCCCCACCUCCAUCACACCUCCACCCAUAUUCUCCGCCAAAGAUUUCACAGAGUGCCAGAACAACCCUUUCACUUUCUCCAGUCAGGACCUUGGCAGUCUGUUCAGCCCUAGCCUGGGCACAGUCGGGUCUGAGUCUCAGGGUCCAGCCCUGUCUACCCCGACCAUACCUAGCUUCUUCCAGCCCAUGCUAGAGAGCCCCCCCAGCCUCGCAGACUCUCUGUCCGACCAGGAGGGAUACCAGAGCAGCCUGGGCAGUCACAGCAGCUCUGAGUCUUCCCUCCUGGAUGCCUCCCGCCGCCUCCCAAUCUUCAGCAGGCUCUCCAUCAAUGAUGAGUAAAGAGAGAAAUUUCCCCUCCUCUGUUGUAGCCAGUGAGUCACAUAAACCCCUCCACCCUGAUUAUGUCUCUUUAACAUGUUGAAGAGUAUGAUCAACAAAUUCACACUGAAAUGAAGAGAUCACAUUAUGAGGUUGAAUAGAACAUAUUAUUGAGCCGUAUGUGUGUGUGUGAGAUCAGUACAGUGUGUCUCUGUGCUGUACUCAGUGUGUUGCAGUAUUGUGUAUGUACAGACAGCCAUUGUUAUCGAUUGCCUGUGCCACAGCCUUUACACCUCUGAGAGACUGUGAGUCUGCCUUCAGCCUGGAAGUGUUGUCAGUAGACGGUAAGAUUCUAACGUGCCUUGGAGCUUGGAGAUGACUCGCAUGAAGUCAGCACUAAGCCCACUUUCUUUUUCACUUGCAAUCAUGCCCAAUUUCCUGUUCCUUCACUUAAAGAGGCCCACUGACUGUUUCCAUGGCUCAGGCCAAGUGUCUUGUUUCAUUGAAUUGGUUCUGAUUAUGUGAGUGAAAAAAUCUCAGCAGUCAUUUUGAAACAUUUAAAAGAGACCAAAUUAGACAAAGCAGAAGAAAGCAAAUGUUCUCACUCGUGUUCUCUCACUGAUGACACUUGUUGUGCGUGGAGAUCUCUGUCUGAUUUGUCUGAGUUCCAGUGCUAGUUGCUCAAGUGUUUGUUUUAUUCCACAUUUCAGCAGGUUCCUCGAUUUUGAAAUGUUCAUACUAAGUUUUGAUCUUUUGAACAUUAUUCACACACUAUUAUUAUUAUUAUUAUUAUUAUUAUUAUUCUUAUUAUUAUUAUUAUUAUUGCUGAGUUUAUUUCCAUAGGCCUCAGAGUCAGGUCUUUGGUGUCACUGGUUAUUUAUCAGAAUGUAUUUAUUGUUGAUCUUAAGCAUUUUUAUUUAGUAUUUAUCCGGUAAAUGAAACAAUAGAAUCUAAUUUUUCUUCUAUGUUCAUUUCAAGAUGUUUUUUUUUUUCACAGUUAAUAUAUUCUACAUAUUUUGUAACACUUGAUUUCUGCUGAAAGUUAAUUUAAAACCAAGUUUAUUUAUUGUUUGCCCGUCCAACGCGGUGGACAGCACCUCAAGAAUCUGCUGUAGUCUUACAGCUCAAGGGGCAAAGUUAAUGCUCCAGUGCAUGCAGGGGGUUUCCCUGCUGCAGCUGCAUUAAUGAAGAUGAAAUUAUUAAAAGUUCAUACAGUAGUCACAUACUAACAAGUAACUCGUGGUUGAUUGAGGAAUUGGCACUCGGGUUGCAGGUGGUGCUGGUUUAACAGGGUUCUUAUGGUGUGUCUGUUUGUGUCUGAAGUGCCACCGUACAUACAUGGCUGUAUUUAUUUGCACUUCAAACCAAUUUUAAAGCCUGUCAACACCAAAAAAGGAAAUGUUUCAGUAUAUCUUCAGAGUUGUUUUGUUUUUAUUAUCCUUCAAGUUCACCAACGCUCCAGAAUUUGAUUGAAUCCAAAGUGUUCCAAGCUCAAAAUGUAGAAGCAGAAGUUGUUAAACCUGUUUAAAUCUCCCACCUGCACCUUGCACAAUGUCACAUUUCCAUUUCCAGAUGUUGCCAGUUAAUUGUCGCCUGGCCUCUCAGCCGUGCUGCAGUUGUAGGCAGCGUUCUCGUCAUGUAUCGGUGUCUCUCAAUGGGAUGAAGUUUGAUUUGAUUAUCAGUGUCACUGAAUCCGUUUUACUCUGUGACAAAAGCAUUAUAUGCUCUUAUUUUGAAAAGAUGAUGAUGGAAGUGUGUUUUCCUCAGUGACAUGCACACACUCACCAGCACUUUGAGUCUUGUUGAUGUAAAGGUUGUUUUUGACCAUAAAGUGCCUAUGAAUACAUUCCUUGUUUCCAGAUGUUGUGCCUUCAUAUUUUUCUAGAACAGGCCUGAAUGUCUGUGUAGGUUAACAGAGAUUAACAGGACUGUCACAUGAAAAACAACUGUUGAAUGUAUUCGCCAGCAGCCGUUGCUGUUACUACAGUAAUUAUUUUGUUUAUGGUCUAUUUUGUAUGGCCGCAGUUAAAUCAAUAAAAUAUGUAUUUAUAUUGAA
This is a messenger RNA of Larimichthys crocea (large yellow croaker), 3485 nucleotides long. RefSeq names its product zinc finger protein 36, C3H type-like 1b (gene zfp36l1b). NCBI's taxonomy places the organism in Eukaryota, Metazoa, Chordata, Actinopteri, Sciaenidae. Gene Ontology annotation, molecular function: metal ion binding; mRNA binding. The record is from RefSeq and is a predicted model, not a curated record. The transcript is spliced from 3 exons. Bases 446 to 1450 code for a protein of 334 amino acids.